Verruconis gallopava is the source of this 758-nucleotide messenger RNA. RefSeq lists its product as uncharacterized. The record is from RefSeq and is a predicted model, not a curated record. NCBI's taxonomy places the organism in Eukaryota, Fungi, Ascomycota, Dothideomycetes, Venturiales, Sympoventuriaceae. The transcript has 3 exons. The coding region runs from base 135 to 758 and encodes 207 amino acids.
GAGAUCCUCAAUUGGGUUUCAUCAUCCAUUAUUCUCACUUAUAUCUUAGACGGCCAGAUUUGACAGCAUUCCUAGCAGAGUCAUAACAUUUCAGCUGGAGUCUCUUACACUUUCUCUGCAGUCCAACAUCCGAAAUGUCAGCUUCUGAGAUUAUUUUCCCAACAUUCAAAAAAGACAAAAAAACACAGGUUGAAAUCAAAAACACUAUUCCAUCCAUUAUCAAGUUCUUCAGCAGCGUUGACGGCCUUGAGCAUGCGUACAAGGGAAUAAUCAUGGAUGAAAAUCAUGCAUCUAUCACAAAUGACCCUGGAAUAGGGAUUUUUGUCCUUGAGUGGGAAAAUAUCAAAGCUUUCCACGAUUUUUAUCCCCAGUCUGAUCAAUAUCGAGACUUUUCUACGCUUGUUGGGCCUUUACUGGCGGCAAAGCCUGUUCCUCGGCUCUACGAACCUAUUGAUGGGACUCUGACGGCAUGUUUAAAUGCACCUAUCACACAAAUAUUUGUUUUGCAGGCAAGUGCAUCGCUUAACAGAUGGAGGGAUCUCGUAAGCUCGAUCAAAAAGCAAGCACAUAGCCGACCGAGCUUUUAUCACGCAAUGGGCAUUGAACAGGAUGUGGGCACCUUUAUCAGCAUGAUUGGAUGGAGUAGCGUGCAGGAAUAUGAGCUAUUUGGUCGCGAAGCAAACAUACAAGAAUUUAAGAAGGAAAUCGGCCAUGCUUCAACGAGUAUUGUAGUGCGAUUCGAGCCACUAAAAGUCUGA